Messenger RNA from Coffea arabica (coffee), 642 nucleotides. The record is from RefSeq and is a predicted model, not a curated record. NCBI's taxonomy places the organism in Eukaryota, Viridiplantae, Streptophyta, Magnoliopsida, Gentianales, Rubiaceae.
AUGCUAGACUAUGGACAGUGGGCAACUGUACAUAUCAAAUCCGCGCCAGCAGAAUGGAUAGGACUUUUUGAUAUAGAACCAGCAAUACAUAGAAUGAUGAUUACAGUCAGCAAUAUACCACCAGCAAGGAGAACGACAGAAGAACUAGAGAAAAUCAGCAGCAGUCUAGUGGAAUGUCCAUUAGAAUUGAAAGAACAAUUGAUAAAUGCUAAAAUGAUCCAAUUAGCUUACAGACAUUUCAUAGAUCAAUGGGAAAAUGGAAUUAGUGGAUAUGGCUCUGUAGAUGGUAAUGGUGGUGGUUAUGGGGCUGGAAGCGGAGGCAGCAAUGACGGCAGUGGAUAUGGCUCUGUAGGUGGUAAUGGUGGUGGGUCAGGUGGAAGUGGUGGUAGUGGGUCUGGAUUGGGUGGAGGUGGUGGUCCAGGCGGUAAAUAUGGUCCAGGUGGCGGCGGUAAUGGUGGUGGAUGGAAUGGUGGUAGCUAUGGUCCUGGUGCAAGCAGCAGGCAAGGGAGUUGGGGCAGCAGCUAUGGCCAUGGCAGGGGCUGGUGCAGGGCCCUGGCUCAGGAUAUGGCAGCAGUAGUACUGGUCAUGGCAGCGGAGGUAACAACGGAGAAGGGCAGUAUGGAAUCAAUGGUGGGGGCCUAG